This is a messenger RNA of Camellia sinensis, 1353 nucleotides long. RefSeq names its product protein FAR-RED IMPAIRED RESPONSE 1-like. Gene Ontology annotation, molecular function: zinc ion binding. NCBI's taxonomy places the organism in Eukaryota, Viridiplantae, Streptophyta, Magnoliopsida, Ericales, Theaceae. The record is from RefSeq and is a predicted model, not a curated record.
AUGAACAAGUACAUUGAGUGGCAUAGGAGCUGUGCAGAUACUGAGACAAUGACUAAUUUGUUCUUUGCACAUCCUACUAGUUUGAAGUCGUUAUGUGCAUUUCCAAAAGUAUUGUUGAUGGAUUGUACUUAUAAGACCAAUCGGUAUCGGUUGCCCCUUCUAGAGAUUGUAGGUGUGACAUCGACAGACAUGACCUUUUCAAUUGCAUUUGCAUACCUCCAGUAUGAGAAGAAGGAUAACUAUACAUGCAAACUUGGUCUUUUGCAUAGUGUCAUGGAUGAAAAUACUCUUCCUUCUGUUAUUGUCACAGAUAGAGAAUUGGCCCUUAUGAAUGCCAUAGUUACGGUGUUUCCUGCAACUACGAAUUUGUUGUGUAGAUGGCAUAUUGGAAAAAAUGUGCUUGCUAAAUGCAAAAAGAUGUUUGAGACAAAGGAUAAAUGGGAAAUGUUUAUAAUGAGUUGGAAUAUGUUGGUUAUGUCAUCGUCUGAAGAAGUAUACAUGCAACGACUAUUUUUGUUAUAUAGUGAGUUCAGUACUUAUCAAGAUGCACUUCAUUAUGUUACCUCAUCUUGGUUGGAUCCAUACAAGUCGAAAUUUGUGGCUGCUUGGACUGACACAUUUAUGCACUUUGGAAAUUCUACAACAAAUAGCAAGAUAGUUGUGCAACAUGAUUUCAAACCUACACGGUUUAAGGAGCUUCAUGGUAAUGUCUCAAUUACUGCAUUAGAGAUCAUAUUGGCAAAGUCUAAACGAGUAUCUUCUGUUGGUAUUGAUAUUACUGCAUGUGGAUGUGUUGUUCGACGUACUCAUGGUUUGCCAUGUGCACAUGAGAUAGCAAAUUACAUGAGGGAAAAUCGGCCAAUUACCCUCACUUCGAUUUAUUCAUAUUGGACUAAGCUUGAUAUAUUGAGUACCCCACACAUCGUAAGUGAAGAGUGGACUUGUUCACUUGAGUUAGAAUUGUUUGCCAAACGAUUCGAGGAGGUGGAUCCAGAUGUGAAGAGGUUUUUGUUACAAAAAUUGAGGGAGUUAACCAAACCUAAUUGUACAUUUUUUAUUGAGCCAGAAGUGAAGUCUAAUCCAUGGGGUCGGCCAAAAUUGAAGAUUGAGACCUCCACUCGUUGUGAGUCAUCUGCGUUUGAAAUAGUUGCUUCAGCACAAGAUAGUUAUUCACCCGAAGUCAUUGCCAAGGCGAGUGUAACAACAAGAAAGGUGAAAACAAAGAAGAAAGAAAAGGUUCACCAGCUUCGAUCAUUGAAUCCAAAUUGUUUUUUAGAGGCAUUCCCUUCUGAAUUGAGACGAUAUAUUAAAUACGUUAAGGAUGUUGCAGCAUAUGGCAAUUGUGGGUUCUGA